AUGGCCAGCGGUAGGCCCCCUGGGUCGCAUCCAGCUGGCCACGAUGAUGAUCUACUGCUAGACUCAGGAUCAGGCCCUAUCUACAACUCCGGUCAACCCCCGCCCGUGAACGAUGACCAUCUCUUGCGCCAAUACAACAUAGACGAUUCCGACGAGCCCCAUGCGCAGCCGCGCCCUUCCGUGUCCUAUGACAACUUUGUCGGCAAUUCAGCACAGCGAGCUGGAGCUCAAUACCAUGCGGCCCCUGCUCCUGCGCAUGGCGAUGCCGGCGUCUUUCUUCACGAUCCCUACACGGACUCCGGCAUGAGCCGCACCUAUUCCCAAACAUCAGGCCUCGCGAACUACCAGCGCUAUUCCUUUGACGAACUCGAAGAUAACCAUUCCGGAUAUUACGACCUCGACCCAGACGAUGACCGCGGACCGAGCGCGCAUCAUGUACGGAAAGCGAACGAGCGGAAUAGCAUCUUGGGCUUGGGAGGUGGAUUGAUGGGGAAAGCUAAAUACAUGUUUGGCAUGGGGAACCAAUACUCGGAGAUGGACCUACCUCUGACUGAGGCCGGAGCUAGGAGGGCGACUGUUGACAGUGGCACUGAUCCCAGAGCUCCCCCCCAAGGCCAAGAAGAAGUUCCAGGCUUCCGGCCGAUCCAUCGACGAUGGGCCCCCCGUAUCAUCCAAAUCAAUAACCCGCCCGCGAAUGCCGUCCACAAAUACGUCAAUAACCAUGUGUCGACCGCCAAAUACAACUUCAUCACCUUCGUCCCCAAAUUCCUCUUCGAACAAUUCUCGAAAUACGCCAACUUGUUCUUUUUGUUUACCGCUAUCCUACAACAAAUUCCCAACGUCUCCCCCACGAAUAAAUUCACCACUGUCGUUCCGCUGGCUAUUGUCUUGUUGGUGUCGGCCAUCAAGGAAUCAGUAGAGGACUAUAAGCGUCGCAUGUCGGAUAAAGGGUUGAAUUAUUCGAAAACACGGGUCCUUCAAGGGUCCUCAUUCCACGAGACGAAAUGGGUUGAUGUCAAGGUCGGAGACGUGGUUCGCGUCGAGUCGGAGGAGCCUUUCCCCGCAGAUCUGGUCCUCUUGGCAUCGUCCGAACCCGAAGGUCUCUGUUAUAUCGAAACAGCCAACUUGGAUGGAGAAACGAACUUGAAGAUCAAGCAAGCCAUUCCGGAAACUGCGCACCUCGUUAGUCCCAGUGACCUGAGUCGUCUGAGUGGCCGUGUCCGAUCCGAACAACCCAACAGCAGUCUUUAUACCUACGAAGCUACCUUGACGAUGAACGCUGGAGGUGGAGAGAAGGAACUGUCGCUAGCUCCGGAUCAGUUGAUGCUUCGAGGUGCGACUCUGCGGAAUACCCCGUGGAUUCACGGUAUUGUCGUUUUCACUGGUCACGAAACCAAGUUGAUGCGAAACGCGACGGCCACCCCUAUCAAGCGAACUGCUGUGGAGCGUAUGGUGAAUAUUCAAAUCUUGAUGCUUGUGAGCAUUCUCAUCGCUCUCAGUAUCAUCAGUUCCGUUGGCGAUCUUGUCAUCCGUAAGACGAAGUCCUCCGAGCUCAGAUACCUCGACUACGGCGACACCAAUAUGGUGAAGCAGUUUUUCCUGGAUAUCUUCACAUACUGGGUGCUUUACUCCAACUUGGUUCCUAUCUCUUUGUUCGUCACCAUCGAAAUCGUCAAAUAUUUCCAAGCCUAUCUCAUCAACUCCGAUCUGGACAUCUACUACGACAAAAGCGAUACCCCAGCUACUUGCCGAACUUCUUCAUUGGUCGAAGAACUUGGUCAGAUCGAGUAUAUUUUCUCUGACAAGACUGGUACAUUGACUUGCAAUAUGAUGGAAUUUAAGCAGUGCUCCAUUGGUGGUAUACAGUACGGAGAUGACAUCGCCGAGGACCGACGGGCGGCUGGAGAGGACGACGGGGAAUACGGCAUCUAUGACUUCAAGACUCUUCGCCGUAACAUGCAAUCCCACCCAAGCCAGGACCUCAUCAAGGAGUUUCUUACUCUAUUGGCGACUUGUCAUACUCAACCCGGAAGAUAUCAAGUACCAGGCCGCCUCCCCGACGAGGAGGCUCUUGUCGCUGGCGCCGCCGAGCUUGGAUACCGGUUCACCAACCGUAAACCCAGGUCCGUCAUCUUCACAACCGAUGACAGACGCGAUUCCGAGUAUGAGCUGUUAGCCGUGUGCGAGUUUAACUCCACCCGGAAGCGUAUGUCGACUAUUUUCCGUUGCCCCGAUGGCAAGAUUCGCAUUUAUUGCAAGGGUGCCGAUACUGUUAUUCUCGAGCGUCUCCACGCGAACAACCCGAUUGUGGAAACUACUCUUCAGCAUCUUGAAGAGUACGCAUCAGAGGGUCUGCGAACUCUGUGCCUGGCCAUGCGCGAGAUCCCAGAGGAUGAGUACCAGCAGUGGCAUAAGAUAUUCGAAACAGCCAACACCACUGUCAGCGGUAAUCGUGCAGAGGAACUUGACAAGGCUGCCGAAUUGAUUGAGAAGGACUUUAACCUUUUGGGUGCAACUGCUAUUGAGGAUCGACUGCAGGACGGUGUCCCGGAUACUAUCCACACCCUGCAGACAGCUGGUAUCAAGAUCUGGGUUCUGACUGGUGAUCGACAAGAAACAGCCAUCAACAUUGGCAUGUCUUGCAAACUUAUCUCCGAGGAUAUGACGCUUCUGAUUAUCAACGAGGAGUCAGCAGAUGCCACGCGCGACAAUUUGCAAAAGAAACUAGAGGCUGUCAAGACUCAAGCCAACUCAGGCGAUGUCGAGCCCCUUGCUUUGGUGAUUGAUGGAAAAUCCUUGACUUAUGCGCUGGAGAAGGACAUGGAGAAGUUGUUCCUGGAUCUUGCCGUGACCUGCAAAGCUGUGGUCUGCUGCCGUGUCUCUCCUCUCCAGAAGGCUUUGGUCGUUAAGCUUGUCAAGCGUCACCUGAAGUCCUUGCUUCUUGCCAUUGGUGAUGGUGCGAACGACGUGUCCAUGAUUCAAGCCGCGCAUGUUGGUGUUGGUAUCAGUGGUAUGGAAGGUCUCCAGGCCGCUCGAUCUGCCGAUGUGGCUAUUGGUCAAUUCCGUUUCCUCCGCAAGCUUCUCCUUGUACACGGUGCCUGGAGUUACUCUCGUAUCAGUCGAGUCAUUUUAUACUCGUUUUAUAAGAACAUCACGCUGUAUAUGACUCAAUUCUGGUACUCUUUCCAAAACGCCUUCUCUGGAGAGGUCAUCUACGAGUCAUGGACGCUCUCCUUGUAUAACGUUCUGUUCACCGUUUUGCCUCCGUUCGCUAUGGGAAUCUUCGACCAGUAUAUUUCCGCUCGUCUACUCGAUCGCUACCCCCAGUUAUACCAGCUGGGUCAAAAAGGUCUUUUCUUCCGCAAGCACAGUUUCUGGGCUUGGAUUUUGAAUGGAUUCUUCCACUCACUCCUCCUCUAUCUCGUUUCCGAGCUUCUAUUCUUCUGGGACCUGCCCAUGGCGGAUGGAAAGGUCGCCGGUCACUGGGUAUGGGGAGAAGCACUAUACACAGCCGUCCUCGCCACCGUUCUAGGAAAGGCAGCACUGAUCUCCAACACCUGGACGAAAUACCAUUUCAUCGCAAUCCCCGGCUCUAUGUUCCUUUGGUUGGUUUUCAUCCCAGCCUACGGCUACGCUGCCCCGGCCAUCGGCUUCUCGCAAGAAUACUACGGCACCGUCCCCGUUCUCUUCAAACUUCCUCAAUUCUACCUGAUGGCUCUCGUCCUCCCGUGUAUCUGUCUGAUGCGUGAUUACGCCUGGAAAUACGCAAAACGCAUGUACUACCCCCAGCAAUACCACCACGUGCAGGAAAUUCAGAAAUUCAACGUGCAGGAUUACCGUCCCCGAAUGGAACAGUUCCAAAAGGCCAUUCGAAAGGUUCGCCAGGUCCAGCGUAUGCGCAAACAGCGUGGCUAUGCUUUCUCUCAGGCUGAUGAUGGUGCUCAAAUGCGUGUCUUAAACGCAUACGAUACGACCAAGGGUCGUGGUCGUUACGGAGAAAUGGCCAGCUCCAGACCUCCAGGUUUCUGA
Penicillium cosmopolitanum is the source of this 4029-nucleotide messenger RNA. Its product is annotated as aminophospholipid-translocating P4-type ATPase DRS2. NCBI's taxonomy places the organism in Eukaryota, Fungi, Ascomycota, Eurotiomycetes, Eurotiales, Aspergillaceae. The transcript is spliced from 4 exons. The record is from RefSeq and is a predicted model, not a curated record. Gene Ontology annotation, molecular function: ATP hydrolysis activity; ATP binding; ATPase-coupled intramembrane lipid carrier activity. Gene Ontology annotation, biological process: endocytic recycling; post-Golgi vesicle-mediated transport; intracellular protein transport. Gene Ontology annotation, cellular component: plasma membrane. Bases 1 to 4029 code for a protein of 1342 amino acids.